AUGAAGAAAGAAAAGAAGCAGAAGAAAGAGUGGAUGAAGCGAAUGUUUGGUGAGGGCAGUAUAUUCAGGUCACAGCAUGGAGCUGAGCGCAGGGGCUCUGAGCGAAAAAGGUCCAACAGGCCUUUGAUGGUGACUGACGGAGACGAAAAGCAGCACGGGCCUCCGGAGCAGAAGACACCAGAACCAUUGAGCGGGCCUGUUUCUACAAACGGAGGACCACGGCUCAUCUCCGUAAGACCCCUGAGCUCGAGCCCAGGCCCUGUAGAGGAGCUCAAAGUGACCAGUCCCCAGCCAGCUGACCCCACUACACCCACCAGCACAGUGGGUGGUUCAGGGGAUGAGAGCAGCAUUGGACCUGAGGAAGCCAGCCCAGAGCAAGAUUGUACCACAGAGAAUAAGGUGGAUGAGACCAGCUCUGACAGCAGGAAAACGUCUGGCAUCACUGUGGACGACUUAUCGGUCUUUGCGUUGCGGCCAGCUCCACAGGGUAUUACAGUCCGGUGUCACAUCAAGCGGGACAUGAAGACCACAGACAACAACCUCCACCCCAUAUUUCACAUGUACCUGGAGGAAGAGGAUGGCAAGAAGAAAUUCCUGUUGUCCGCUAGGAACACAAGUACCACCAUGACAGCUAACUAUGUGAUCUCAGUGGAUCCCUCUGGCUGGUAUCAUGAGGGUGAGAACGUCGUAGGGAAAUUAAGGUCAAACAUGCUGGGGACUAAAUUCACAUUAUGUGGAAAAAGCAGGACCAACAGCAAGAACAGUAGAGCUCUGCUGAAGGGAAGAAACCCACAGCAGGAGCUCACAACAAUCCGCUAUGAGGCCGAUCUAAUGGGAGGUGAAGGACCACGCAAGAUGUCUGUCAUCAUCCCUGGCAUGAACGUGAACUCUGAGCGCUCUCCAGUUCACUCUAUUAAGGAUCAGAGAUCUUUAUUAAAGAGGUGGCAGAAGCCUAAACUGGAGAAUGUCAUCCAGCUGCGUAAUAAAGAUGCAGUGUGGAAUGAUGUCACUAUGGGCUACGAGCUGAACUUCUACGGACUGACACCACGGGCCUCCAGGAGAAACUUUCAGCUCAUUCAUGCCGACAAACCUGACAACAUUCUGAUGGUGUUUGCCCGCAUGGCUGAUAAUGAGUUCACGCUGCACUACUGUUAUCCCUUGUGCGCCCUUCAAGCCUUCAGCAUCGGCCUGUCCAGCAUCCACAGCAAACUGGCCUGCAUUUGACAUCUACAUCUGCUUAUGUGCAUUCUGUCCUUAUUCUUUCUUUUUCUUCAGCUUACUCCCUCCUUUAUUCAGAGCAGCAUGGCUCCAAAUACAUCCUGUCUAGCCUGUAAUAAAAGCAUUAAA
Molecule: messenger RNA, 1347 nt
Organism: Colossoma macropomum (tambaqui)
Lineage: Eukaryota; Metazoa; Chordata; Actinopteri; Characiformes; Serrasalmidae
Product: tubby-related protein 3-like
Exons: 6
Coding region: 1-1224 (407 amino acids)
Biological process (GO): protein localization to cilium
Cellular component (GO): cilium
Source: RefSeq, a predicted model, not a curated record